Molecule: messenger RNA, 2204 nt
Organism: Spizellomyces punctatus DAOM BR117
Lineage: Eukaryota; Fungi; Chytridiomycota; Chytridiomycetes; Spizellomycetales; Spizellomycetaceae
Exons: 1
Coding region: 284-2077 (597 amino acids)
Source: RefSeq, a predicted model, not a curated record
GGACAUCCUUGUAAUGCAGAGGCGAUUUUGAUGUAGAAAGGCAUUUAUGUGGGUUACCUGCAAUUGUCGAUCCUACGCCAGUGUCCUUCACAGAUCUACUCGGUAUAUCAGAACGUCGCUUUCUGGGUGGAACAAAUCCUUGAGGGUCACCAAACAUUUCGAAGGCGCGAGUACGCAUCGUCGAAUUGUUAAAAACGAAAUACCUUCAAUUGGAGGUUGCGAAAAGCUGUAACCAGGAGAGAGUGGUGAGAGUUCCUUUCCAGGAUACUUUCUCAGUAUAAAGAUGUCACCACUUUGCCCAGAAACCGAACAAGGUCUCCAAUGCAACACUGCAAAUAUUGCUGGUGGUAUUUACCGCACCGCUCUCCUUGACGAAAAUGAGAGGUUUCCAGGAUCGGAUCAACGUCCACCCACCAAUUUCGUCCAUAAUUCGGACGCACGGCCCAAUUCCCGAAUUGGUCGUCACACCGGUCGUAAAAUCAGCCCCUCCGGUAUCAGCGACUCUACUUCAUACUUGCACCUGCGUCAGCGCAUUGCAAGUAGGCCGGGUGUAAAUGGCGCUACGCCGCUUGCCCGCAUCAUAUCUCCCAGUGCUCCUCUCAGCUCGGUUCCACCACCGACAACGACCAUCAUAACUGACGCUCUUUAUGUUCUUUGCCUCUAUCGAACGCUGCUGAUCUUUGCGUCGCACGGCCGGACAUCUUUGGGCCUAUUGCACUUCAUCCUCGUCUUCUUGCCUCUGCACACAACUUAUAUCCUUCUCAUCUGCGAACACGAUCGAUAUUUCGCCCGUGAUGACAUGCUCCAUACGAUUUACACGGGUGCCCGUAUCAGUAUACUUUUCGGGGCUGCAUUCACCGCACCAGGGGUUUUCAACAUUGUGAAUGGUACAUGGCGAGGCUUUUGUGUAUUUAUCAUCGCUGGUCGCGCGGCUCAUACAAUCACGCACAUUAUCGCGGCAAUAUAUGAAAAACCGUGUGCUACGAGAAGCUGGUGGUUAGUUUCCGUAAGAGCUGCCACAGUUCUUGCCCCUUGCAUCUUGUGGGCUGUUAGUUUGGGUUUGGGGGACCAAGAUCGAAGAAUUUGGGACAUUGUAUCGGGAUUAGCUGUGAUCCUCGAUCAAGCCUGCUUGAUUGCUCUGGGGAUUGCAGAAGCUCGUAUGGAAACGGGCGCCGUGAAUACGCAUCACCUAUCUAUCGACGAUGAAGUUAUGUUUGAAACAGCUUCUCACCGAAGCAGAAUCGGAUUAUGCACAUCGUUACUGAUUGCGGCUGGGGUUAUCGGCAUCUUUGAGACGAGGCCUUAUAUCGACGUCCCCGCGAGCCUAACGGCUAUUUCACUAUAUCCGCGAAGUCUUAUAUCUGCUAUUGUAGGUCUCUGCAUUUUGUAUGCCAUGGAACGAUUAUAUUUUCUGUGCAGUUCCCAUAGGGGGAUCUGGCUGGACUCGACAGCCAUCAAUCGGUCUGGGAUUAUUCCCCGGCAUUCACGAGAUGCACAAUCGGAAGCUAUGAAAAGAGACAUUUCCCCCAUUCGCUCUUUCUUUUGGGAGUACCUCCACAUCCCCCUCCAUGUGUCUCUAAUGAUAGCAAUUUACGGGUUGCACGGAAUGCUCAAACUUGUAUACGAGUAUAUACGUGAGCAGCCAACAUUCAGUUACGACCCACCGCCAAACCCGCCAUUUGUUUCGGGAGCUCAGGCCGCUCAAAAUCUGAGCAGUUCGGCCCAAGACCUGUCGAAUAAGUUUGCAGCGAAUCAGUCAAUGCCGUAUGCGGUGUCAUUGUUUUCGGUCAAUCCUGUGACUGGUGGAAGCUCACGACUAGUGAAUGUAUCCUCAUGGACUGAAGUUCAAUUGUUCUCGAUUGGAUUGGGAGUGGUAAUGCUAUGUUUGGCGCUGAUCGGUCUCUUGGAUGUUGGAAAAUCAUCAAAACGACAUUGGUCAUCCUUUGUGGUAAGGAUUGGCAUUGGUGCUUUGGUAUCAAUUCCCGCAUUUUUGGAAGCGGGUGCUGUAGCCAGUCUUGGUAGCAUUGGCAGCUUACUUGUUCUGGCCGCAGUCAUUGGAGACGCUCUGAAUUCGUAAUGUAGUGAUUUUGUUGUCAUUUUGUGGUAGUUGUGUUCUUCCUGACCAACCGUGACGGAUAAAGUGCUGUAGAUAUUGCAAUGUGCUGGAAACUGUCAAUAUAAAAUCAAAUCCUCAAACAUACCGG